AUGGCCUCUGAUGUCUCCAGCAAGUCGGCCGCCUCCUCUGCCACUCUUGGAGCCAAGGACAAGUCGUCCAAGUCCAAAUCCGGGGAGGAGAAGGUCUUGAGCGGAGUGCCCAACAACUCGCGCUACGCGUUCCCCGAAGGACAGGGUACGUUCUACAGUGGCCAGGAGAUCUGCCGACUUUAUCAGUUUUUCAGUGAAGAGCUCGCUGCUGCGCGCCUCGCCGAACAAGCUUCCGUUCGCUCCGACGGGCGGCGUCCAGACGGUCGUCGUCGCGAACAGCUCCAAGUCGAGAAAGGCGUUCAAGGUGAAGACGUCGGACAAUCUGCUCUACCGCGUGAACCCCGUUUACGGAUUCGUCGAGCCCGGCGGCAAGAUCUCGAUCGAUGUGCUCCGUCACAAUGGUGAGCAGAAGACGGACCACUUGGUGCUGCUCACUUCGGAUGUAAGUUUCGCCUUCUUUUCGCUCGCUAAUCCCCCCUAUUUCCACGUUUUCAGGCAACCAAGGAGCAAUCUUGUGCGAAGCAGAUCUUCGAGACGGAUCCGCAACGCGAGCUCACGGUCGUUCCGCUCGUCGCUCACUAG
This is a messenger RNA of Caenorhabditis sp. 36 PRJEB53466, 582 nucleotides long. The record is from the annotation of a GenBank genome assembly. NCBI's taxonomy places the organism in Eukaryota, Metazoa, Nematoda, Chromadorea, Rhabditida, Rhabditidae.